AUGAUUCACGUGAGGAGCCCUGGGGAACAGAGCCGGCGGAAAACGAGAGUGACCUGCACUGAGGGGUGCCGAGAGGCAGGUCGUGGAUCUAACGGCACCAUUGCAGGGUGCACGAGGGAAAUUAUCACCCCGAAAUUAGUGGACGCUUUGGGGCCUCUACCCCAUCCGAUCCAAUUCAAGCAAAUGGAUGAGUCCGUAACGAGGGGAGAGCCCUAUGUAGAAGAGGCCCAGGGAGUGCCGGUGGGAAUAGAAGAUCAUUGGGACAUAGAAAUGUUUGUGAUUGCUCCGUCAUCCUCCUUUGACGUAGUGUUGGGAGCCGGGUGGCUAGCUAAGCACCAACCGGAUAUACAAUGGGGAAACCAAACAAUAGACUUCACUGACAGGAGGUGUAAACACCAUCACUGGUUGGGGAGCUGGGGGCCUAAUCGUCCCCCCUGGAAUGAGAAAAUGUACGUGUCAGUGGAAGAGGUCCAAUCCAUUCCCAGAGAGUACAGAGACUUGCGUACAGUGUUCAGCGAGGAGGAGGAGGCGAAUGAGCUUCCCCUGCAUCAAAGCACUGACUGUGCGAUUGAACUAAUACCCGGACAGGAGUUGCCCAAAGCCAAACUAUACUCCAUGGGGUGGGCAGAGAAGGCAGAACUAAGAAAGUUCAUAGACAAGAACCUCAAGAGAGGCUUCAUUCGACCGGUCACCACCCCGCACGCUGCACCGGUCAUUGGUGACUGCGGCCUGCAGUUCGUUGCCAACUUCUGGCGGGAGUUCUGCAAACUAAUAGGCAUGGAGCAAGGAUUGAGUUCCGCCUAUCACCCUCAAACAGAAGGACAGACGGAAUGUUUCGCCGAUGUCUUUGAAGAGACAGGAGCAGAUCAGCUUCCCCCUCACCGACCCUAUGACUGUGCCAUUGAUUUGGUACCUGGGGCACCACUCCCGGUGGGGCGUCUGUACCCAAUGUCGGAGCCUGAGUUGGCAGCUUUGCGAGACUACCUGGACAAGAACCUGAAGCGCGGAUUCAUCCGACCCUCAACUUCUCCCCUGUCUGCUCCAGUCCUCUUCGUGAAGAAGAAAAGCGGGGAGCUCCGGCUGUGCAAUGACUACCGGGCCCUGAACAAGAUCACCAUCCGCGACCGGUACCCUCUACCACUGAUCCCUGAACUCUUGGAUCGUUUAAAGGGGGCCCAAAUCUACACCAAGCUGGACCUCCGCGGAGCGUACAAUUUGGUGCGCAUACGGCCUGGAGACGAAUGGAAGACCGCGUUUGGGACCCGAUACGGGCAGUACGAGCACCUGGUGAUGCCCUUCGGAUUGACCAACGCCCCCGCUGUCUUCCAGAGGUUCAUGAAUGAUGUAUUCCGGGACCUGCUCGACCGCUUCACGAUCAUAUACCUGGAUGACAUUCUAAUUUACUCCCGCAAUCCUGCCCAGCAUGCCGAGCACGUCCGCCAGGUGCUACAGCGCCUACGAGCCCAUGGCCUCUACGCCAAGCUGGAGAAGUGCGACUUUGACCUGCGCUCCGUCGAGUUCCUUGGUCACAUUGUGUCACCACAGGGAAUCCUCAUGGACCCGAAAAAGGUGGAAGCGGUCCUGACCUGGCAGGCCCCUCAGAAUCGCAAAGACCUGCAGCGGUUCCUUGGUUUUGCCAACUACUAUCGGCAA
Heteronotia binoei (common prickly gecko) is the source of this 1653-nucleotide messenger RNA. RefSeq lists its product as uncharacterized. The record is from RefSeq and is a predicted model, not a curated record. The annotation marks the transcript as partial. NCBI's taxonomy places the organism in Eukaryota, Metazoa, Chordata, Lepidosauria, Squamata, Gekkonidae. The transcript is spliced from 4 exons.